Molecule: messenger RNA, 399 nt
Organism: Lathyrus sativus (Indian pea)
Lineage: Eukaryota; Viridiplantae; Streptophyta; Magnoliopsida; Fabales; Fabaceae
Source: the annotation of a GenBank genome assembly
AUGGCGGGUAGAGGAAAAACUCUUGGCUCAAGCACUCCAAAGAAGUCGACCUCAAGGAGUAACAAGGCUGGCCUCCAGUUUCCCGUUGGCCGUAUCGCCCGAUUCCUCAAGGCUGGCAAAUAUGCUGAGCGCGUCGGUGCCGGUGCUCCUGUAUACCUUGCUGCCGUCUUGGAAUAUCUCGCCGCCGAGGUUUUGGAAUUGGCUGGAAAUGCUGCAAGGGACAACAAGAAGACAAGAAUUGUGCCAAGGCAUAUUCAAUUGGCUGUUAGGAACGAUGAAGAAUUAAGCAAGCUUCUCGGUGAUGUUACCAUUGCCAACGGUGGUGUGAUGCCCAAUAUUCACAACCUGUUGCUUCCAAAGAAAGCUGGUUCCUCCAAGGGUGCUGGUGAUGAUGAGUGA